Oppia nitens is the source of this 875-nucleotide messenger RNA. Its product is annotated as enolase-phosphatase E1-like. Gene Ontology annotation, molecular function: acireductone synthase activity. The record is from RefSeq and is a predicted model, not a curated record. The transcript is spliced from 2 exons. NCBI's taxonomy places the organism in Eukaryota, Metazoa, Arthropoda, Arachnida, Sarcoptiformes, Oppiidae. Bases 18 to 875 code for a protein of 285 amino acids.
UGUCCAAUUACUGUACAAUGACUGAUACCAACGAAUCGGACAAUGAAAAUGUUUUAGUAUUUAAGCCUAAAGUGAUAAUCCUGUGCUUUGAAGGUGUCGUUGUGGACAACAAAGUUGAUCAGCGAUACAUUGAGCCCUAUAUCAGAGACAAUAUGUUAAACUAUUUGACUGAACAUAAAAAUGAUAACCAAAUCAAUCAAAUAAUUGCAAAUUUGCGUCAAAGAUCUAAUUACGAUAGGGCUGACUAUGGAUACUCUGAGUGUCCCGUUGUUGUCGAUGAACUACCGGAACACACAACCGAACAGAUACUCGAAUCGGUUGUCACUUAUAUCGAUUGGCAGACAAACAAUCAUCGAGUUUCUAACGAUGCUCUAAGACUACAGAAAUUAGUUUGUUUGGAUGGACUCGAAAAAAAUCGGAUCAAACUCAAGGUAUACUCGGAUGUAGUGCCGGCUCUCAAACGAUUCCGAGACAAGUUGUCAGACAUUAAAAUAGCGUUGCUUUCAGCGUAUGACGAAACAACUAUCCGACGAUUGUUGCCAUCAAAUGAUGAUAUUUUCCAAUAUAUUGAUCGUAUUUUCGACGAACAGAUCGGAAGUUCGGCCAAAGUCGACACUUUUGAUCGCAUAGUCAAAGCAUUGGAUGUACGACAUCGUGAAGAAGUGUUGUACGUAACAGGCAGUGGACGGAGUGCUGUCUGUGCCCGUAAUCGACAGUCCGAAAGAGUAGAUCUACAAAAUGAGAUCAAAUGUCUUUUGAUGAUCAGAGACACCAGUUUUAAGAUUAGGGAUUACUAUUUGAUUAACUUUACGACAAUCACAUCACUAAUGGAUAUUGAUUUUCAACAACAACAACAAAACGGCAAUGCCUUUUGA